AUGCGAAAACGAGGCUUUUUGUUUCUUGUUUCUUUCCCCCUCCUUCUCUCUCUCUUUCUUUCUUUCUUUCUUUCUUUCAUUCUCUGUUUUUUCCUUCUCUUUCUCUCUCUCUCUCUCUUACUCUCUCUGUCCUGGCGUAUCCGCCUCGCUUAUUCCUACAUGGCCAAAAGCGAUGGGCAAAUUGAUGUUUCCUUCUUUAUUUCCUUCAUUCUCUUUCUUUCUUUCUUUCUUUCUUUCUUUAAUCACGCUUGUUUGAUUUGCGUCUUUCUUUCUUUGAUCAUGCUUGCUUCUUUUCGUUCUUCUUUUCUUUUUAUUUUCCUUCUUUCUUUUCUCAAUUUUUCUUUCUUUCUUUCACCAUACAUGUUUGCUUUCUGUCUGUCGCUCUUCCUUUCCUUUUCUUUCUUUCUUUCUUUCUUUCCUUCCUUCUUUCUUUCUUUUAUUGUUUCUUUCUUUUUCCUUCUGUUUUUCAUUCUUUUUUUUUCAUCAUACUUAUUUAAUUGCUACAUUCAUAUUUGUUGCCUACUCUCAAUUAUCCUUGAGCUUCUUCUUAUAUGUGCCGUGUCCUUUCAGGACGUAGACGAUCAUGGCUCUCCACUUCCUCCUAUCCAUUGUAGUUCUCAAUAA
Molecule: messenger RNA, 624 nt
Organism: Acanthosepion pharaonis
Lineage: Eukaryota; Metazoa; Mollusca; Cephalopoda; Sepiida; Sepiidae
Source: the annotation of a GenBank genome assembly